AUGUUGCUUCCCUUUCGCGCUCGGAGACUGGACUUGCGGUCAUGCAGAGCAUUGCACUCCCCAGGCCAGAUACCUUCUCUCAGCGCAGCCAGGAAAGCACAUGAUCCGCUUCGCAUUCUUUUCUGUGGCGCCGACGACUUCAGUAGCCAUUCACUUCGAGCUUUGCACGAGCUCACGGAGAAGCACCCAGAGACGGUGGCGUCAAUCGACGUUGUCUGCAGACCGGACAAGCGAACAGGCAGGGGUCUCAAGCAUACUCGACAAGUACCAAUCAAGGCCACUGCACAGUCUUUCAACUUACCUAUCCAUCACCUUGACACCUUCACCGGCUGGAGCCCCCCUUCUCCCAUUGACCUGAUUGUUGCUGUCUCGUUUGGCCUGCUGGUUCCAGGUCGGCUCUUGAGGAACGCCAGGUAUGGCGGUCUCAAUGUACAUCCUUCGCUGCUUCCGGACUUGCGUGGACCAUCUCCAUUGCAGUACGCACUCAUGCUGAGAAGGAACAAGACUGGCGUGUCGCUGCAGACUAUGCAUCCUACCAAAUUUGACCAUGGUAUAAUUCUGGCGCAAGAUGAAUACCAUAUACCAGCAGACUGCACGCUCGAACACCUUGCUUCCACCCUGGGCCAAAAAGGCGCUGUCCUUCUUCGCUCAGCAAUCGAGACUGCUGCGUUUGUGGAUACAGAACCGGCUGGAAUCAUCAAUGCUGCAGGCUCUGAGCAGAUUGACCACGCCCCCAAGAUUACCAAGGAAGAUUCUCACAUUGAUUGGGGGACCUGGGCUGCUGACAAAGUAAUUCGGUACGGUCGAGUUUUCGAUCUCUGGGAUGAGACGCUCCAUCAGGCUUGCUUCGCUGGUAAAUCUGCUCGGGUCAAAUAUCAUGGUCCUUGGAGAGUCAUUGAAGAUUCUGCAUCGGUCUCGCUAAUUCACGCAGGCUCUGCGUCUGGGCCUGGCCAGCCCAUCGCAUUCCGUCAACAUGGACGGAAGGAGACAAAUCUGGCAAUAUUGACUGCUGAUGGCAAGCUAGUUGUUCCGUCAUCAGCUUCGAUCGAGGGAAGGAAGGAGGGUGGAGGCAUCCAGGCGCUGACACAGGCGCUGAGUCGAUCAGAGCGUGUCCACACCUCUGGCGAAGCUGAGACAACAUGA
Molecule: messenger RNA, 1143 nt
Organism: Pseudocercospora fijiensis CIRAD86
Lineage: Eukaryota; Fungi; Ascomycota; Dothideomycetes; Mycosphaerellales; Mycosphaerellaceae
Exons: 2
Coding region: 1-1143 (380 amino acids)
Biological process (GO): conversion of methionyl-tRNA to N-formyl-methionyl-tRNA; biosynthetic process
Cellular component (GO): mitochondrion
Molecular function (GO): methionyl-tRNA formyltransferase activity
Source: RefSeq, a predicted model, not a curated record